Molecule: messenger RNA, 2020 nt
Organism: Anopheles darlingi
Lineage: Eukaryota; Metazoa; Arthropoda; Insecta; Diptera; Culicidae
Product: sodium channel protein Nach
Exons: 10
Coding region: 1-1557 (518 amino acids)
Biological process (GO): sodium ion transmembrane transport
Cellular component (GO): membrane
Molecular function (GO): ligand-gated sodium channel activity
Source: RefSeq, a predicted model, not a curated record
AUGAACAUUUCCAGUGGAAAAAGAAGAAUUACGGAAAAUUCUACACAUAGACGUUAUUCGCAUUCCUCAAGCCCAACUACUCAUCGAAAGGCAAAGGAACCAGCCAACAGUUCAUUGCAAAGGCUUUUCCGACCAAUCCAACCGAUCAGUACGUUUGUACAGCUCUUUCUGGAGCAGGGUGCCGUGCAUGGAUUGGCACAUCUGGGGCGACCAUAUUUGCACUUUUCCGAAAAACUUCUUUGGCUUGGGCUCAUUGUAACCUCUCUGUACUUCUCGGUUGCGUUGAGCUUCGUCUCCUGGGAUCGCUACCAGACCAAAGGGACGGUUGUGGCCAUCGAAAAGGAUCACUAUUACUGGAACACAUCGAUGCCUAGUCUUACCAUCUGCCCACUGAAGCGCAUCUAUCCGCCACUGCUCACCAAAUAUUGCAACGUCAACGGAAUCACGGAUAAAGCCGAUCAAAAUGAGCUGUUCCUUUUUCUCGAGUCACUUGCCAACUCAUCAUAUUUCAAUUUCGGCAACAUCUAUCACAAUGAGAAGGUUGAUCGACUCGUAGAAAUGUUACAGCUAGUACCGGAGAACUACAUGAAGGUGAUCUACAAUCUAACACGUGACCUAUCCCAACUCGAUGACCCGGAACUGCGUGUCCGUACGCAGAGUAACCUCGAGUUUCUCCGCACCUAUCAGACGCUCACCGAGUACGGCAUUUGCUACACGACCAACAGCUUCAUCUCGUCCAAUUUAACCGCAAGCCUGUUGCUGGAGGGUCGCGCGAAACCGCUGGAUCACUUUUACUCGACGCGUGUCGUGCGUGAUGUACGAUUCGGUAAUCUCUUCGACGGUGACAUCACGUACAGCUUUAUCGGCUUUGAGCCACCCAUUUCGAUCUUUUACCACAGCCCCUACGAAACGCUUAACAUUGCCAACUUCCAACCGCUUACCAAUGAAGCCCAAGAGUUUGAAACGUUUUCCUUCGAGCUCGUCAGUAACAACGAGUUCCGAGAACACACGACGAUCUCGCAACGGGGCUGCCGGUUUAUAGACGAAUCCAACCUGACGCAUUACUCCAUCUACACGAAGGGUCUCUGCCAGCAGGAGUGUCGCAUCAAUCUGGCCUUCAAACUGUGUGGCUGUAUACCCCAUUUCUAUCCCAACCCACCUGGCUCCUACGAAAAGACAGUUUGCCAUUACAAGCAGCUGAUGAAGUGCCUUCCCCGCUAUCAAAAACUGUUGCUCGAGUUCAAGCAGGACAGCAACGAUCAGAAGGGUACUGCCUGCUAUUGCGAGCCGAGCUGUAUCAGCUCGAAGGUUAUCAUCGAAAACAGGCAGGUUUUGAAGCAAACACAGAAGCUUAUCGGAAGCAUCGGUGGAUUGGUCGUGAUGAAGCGGUAUCCAUUGGUUCGCUUUAGCCGCCAACUACUGUUCACGUUCACCGAUUUGCUGGUAUCUAUCGGUGGAACGGCCGGAUUCUUUCUUGGAUUUAGUGUGCUGGGUAUGGUUGAAAUCAUAUACUUUUUCACUCUACGGCUCGUGUGGUACAUAGCGGGACGUCGUUGAAAAGCCGCAUCCAGCGAGUGCAUCACAAAUGGGACAGUCGCAAUUCUCGACAUGGAGACUCUAAUUGCACAAAAGCUAAGUGGCACCAUCAGUGUGAUAUAGAAUGAAUGUAAACUAAAAAAGAGACUGAAACAAGGGGUUGGAGGAAAAUCCAACCCAACUUAAUUUUUCCAUCAAAACAGGAGUUGACAACAGGAGAACAUAGAACGUUAGAGAGAGCAUAAUCUGCUUAAUUUUGUCGAGGCUAGCAAACGACAGUGGCCGUUUAGGUUAACGAUAUCGUGAACGUUCUUUACUCGAGGGCUGGAAAGAUAAUAUUUGCUAAAGUAUGCAUUUAGGUAUAAAACUAGUGCACGUAUUUAUGUCUCUGCUAAAAAAAACCACACCCGCAACAGGCACACAUAGACAUUUUCAGUCAAUAAUUUUCAUACCAUAAAGUUUAUUGAAUAUAACCGUACCUAAC